AUGACAGCCAUGGACUCUAUUAUCCCGCGAUCAGCUCUUGCUGUCUUCUACCUUUGCUCUUAUGCAAUAACCUACGGGCCCGCAGGAAUAGGAGUUGUUGAGCGCUUCGUGGGCCAUGUCCACCGGGCGUUCUGGUGCGCCACCAUCGAAGAGGCUGUCCUAUGGCCCAUAUACACAGUCACAUUUGGACACGUACAACACGGAUUUUUUCGGACAGUUCUCCGGUUCCUUUUGCAUUUCGGCGCUUCAGAGCUGGGCUGGUCAAGAUACAGGCGGUGGGUGCAGCUCCUCGUGCUCCAAGGCUCACUAUCUCCUUUCCCGACCGGCACGCCGUCCCUCCUCGGGGACCUGAGCACCUGCGCCGCUGUGGCCCAGGGCGUCUCAUAUUUCUGUAUCAUUCUGAUCUUGGACGACAUAAACGCCGGUCUAAAGAUGCUCCAGGACGCGGCGGAAACCAAAGCGGCCAUCAUCUUGGAGGGCCCGGAGGAGGCCGAGCCGCUGUUCGAGAACGACCACCAAGUCCUCGAGGGUGCCUUGCCUGGGGAUCUGCUCGGCGAAUUACUGCUCGGACUGGGCGACAUUUGCGGACUCUCGGCCGACAUGUUCAACACUGUGGGGUGGUACCUGGAGCGCAUGGCGAUCGGGGCGCUGGUGACGGGUUGCGUCAACGCUUAUAAUAACACCCACCCGUCGUGGCGGCCCUCUAUUUUCAGAGUGGGCAUCGUUGUCAUCCUCGCCAUCUCGGCUGCGUACUGGUUGGAGCACGUACACGAGGCCUGGGACGAAGAGGACGCCCGCGCCGCCGCCGCCGCCGGGGGGGACGUCGGCGUGCCGAGACGACCCCUCGCACAGAGACUACUUCUGCGGCUGCCCCGGCUCGGGCCACUACCAAAGCCGCCGGUGGGCCUCCACGACGUCCUCGAUCAGGCGUCCCAGGACACCUGGCAGGUGCGCGCGGCGAUGUGGCCCGACGACGCGCGCCGCGACUUCUACGCCUCGGUGCUGGCUGGGGAUCGGGCGUCGUCGGUAGAAGCUGCGUUCUUGGUGACCACCGCGGGGCUCAUCGGGCAGUCCGAGUUUGAAGACCUCUGGCGGAGCGCCGGGCUUACUACGGGGGUUUUGCUGCUUGAUGGUGACGAGGCUUCUCCCCCUGCCGCUGCCGCUGCGGGUAUUUCGGGCUGGAUUCUGUUCAUCUGGGACCUCCCCGCGUUCGUCUCGUAUUACAUAGCUCCCAUGAUGGAGUUGUGUUUUGGUAUAGGUGUGGUUAUUGGUGCGAUUGCUGCAACUUUUACAUUGAUUCGGAAUGGUCAAGGAAGACGAGAAGAGGGAGAAGAUAGAAGGGAGGAUAGAAGGAACAGGAUGGGGGAGGGCGAAGGGUAGGAGGGCAGGAGGGAGGGAGUGUAGAAGAACCAACUGACUGAAGGUUAGAGUUAGAGGGAAGAGAUAGGUUGUUUUAGUAAAAGAUCCUAGGUCAAAAAUUAGAAUUAUACCUAGGGAGUUAGCAUAAUAACUUAAAA
Messenger RNA from Diaporthe batatas, 1517 nucleotides. RefSeq lists its product as uncharacterized. The record is from RefSeq and is a predicted model, not a curated record. NCBI's taxonomy places the organism in Eukaryota, Fungi, Ascomycota, Sordariomycetes, Diaporthales, Diaporthaceae. The transcript has a single exon. The coding region runs from base 1 to 1380 and encodes 459 amino acids.